Molecule: messenger RNA, 2310 nt
Organism: Etheostoma spectabile (orangethroat darter)
Lineage: Eukaryota; Metazoa; Chordata; Actinopteri; Perciformes; Percidae
Gene: hoxb5a
Product: homeobox B5a
Exons: 2
Coding region: 192-1127 (311 amino acids)
Biological process (GO): regulation of transcription by RNA polymerase II; anterior/posterior pattern specification
Cellular component (GO): nucleus
Molecular function (GO): DNA-binding transcription factor activity, RNA polymerase II-specific; RNA polymerase II cis-regulatory region sequence-specific DNA binding
Source: RefSeq, a predicted model, not a curated record
CACACACCACCCCACCCCCAUAUUUGGACGGCGCAUACAUAGCUAAAAACGAAGUACAGUGCAACGCCAUAAUUCACUAAUACAUCAUAAAUCGUUGAAAGUACCCGCGUUAUAACGACCAAGAGAAAUCUAACAAAUCAAGCGCCCCUUAGUACUCAGCCGUAAGCCUGCAACUCUCUAAAACAACCUAAAUGAGCUCUUACUUUGUAAACUCGUUCUCGGGGCGCUACCCAAAUGGCCCCGACUAUCAACUGCUAAAUUAUGGAGCCGGCAGCGGCGCAAUGAACGGCGGGAUGUACAGGGACUCUUCCUCCGCCAACAUGCACCAUGCGACGGGCUCUUACGGCUACAGCUACAAUGGCAUGGACCUGACCGUCAGCAACCGGGGAGGGGGGAGCGGCAGCGCCGCCAACACCGGAGGACACUUCGGGGGCGGCUCGGUCGUCGGGGGCUCCAGGGGCUUCGGCUCCCCAGCAGCGGAGACGGGCUUCAGACAGCCGUCCAGCUGCUCUCUCGCCUCUGCGGCAGACUCCCUUCUGUCACCCGGUAUUGGAGAACCCAAACUGGGCGCCCAAAGCUCGUCUCCCCACUCGGAGCAACCAGGAAGCGGUAAUCUCAGCUCUCCAAAUCUGUCCUCCACCUCCUCCGGCGGCAGCGGCACGGCGCAGCGCUUCACGGAGCUGGACGACUCGUCGCCAGAGACCGAGGAGUUGCAGCACAAAAGGGAAGCCGGCCACGGCAGCAACCCGCCUCCCCGGACCGGGCACCCGCAAAGGCAAGAGGGCGGCCCGGCGGGAUCAGCCGCUGGCAGCACGACGGGCAGCGACACUCAGCCACCACAGAUAUUCCCCUGGAUGAGAAAGCUGCACAUUAGCCAUGAUAUGACAGGCCCGGACGGGAAACGGGCGCGGACGGCGUACACCCGCUACCAGACUCUCGAGCUGGAGAAGGAGUUCCACUUCAACCGGUACCUCACGCGGCGGCGGCGUAUCGAGAUCGCGCACGCGCUCUGCCUCACGGAGCGGCAGAUCAAGAUCUGGUUCCAGAACCGGAGGAUGAAGUGGAAGAAGGACAACAAACUGAAAAGCAUGACCCUCGGCACCGCUGGCAGCGCCUUCCAACCCUAGAAAUGAACCUAUAUAUAUAAAAAAAUCCAUACCUCCAUUUCUGUGGAAAGGUUAUUCCCAUGUGCAGGCUUCCCAGGAGGGAAUAGAGAGACAAAACAGGAAAAAAAAGAAAGAAAACUUGAAGAAAAUAUAGAAAACCCCAGAAGAAGCCAGCAGAAAAUGGAGCAAAAGAAGACGGUGAUGAAGAAACAUUUACAGUCAGAUUCCAAAUCCAGAUUUAAAAAAAACACUUCCUAUUAUCAACGGAGUACUGUACAGCAGCGCAGCACUUUUUAUUUGUUCAGCAUGUUGGUCUUUGGUGUUUUAGGGCAACGUAAAAAAUGACUGUGGUACGUGCUCUUCUAAAAACAAAAAAUGUAGUGUUCCUGUAUGUUGUUGUCGUUUUUUAAUCUUUCUGGAGCAGAGGAGUCGAGAUAAGGAAAGGAUGAGUAAUGCAACCUUCUCUUUACGUCCUCCCUGACAACGUUGCUACCUACCUGUUGAUGUCUAUAUAUCGCUUUAUGUGUCAAGUGCGAUGUUUUAUAUUUGACAAAGUGCUUUCUAGAGAUGUUAGCAUGUGAGCUCUUGUUGUAAGUUGUUUACAGCCAAUAAUAUGUGGAUAGCCUCCAGUUUGAGUCCCCCCCUUUCUCUGUCAGUCAUUUGGCAUUCAAAUCGGCUCCUAUUUUUAUUUAGGAAGCAGGAACGUCUCUCUCUCUCUCUCUCUGUGUGUGUGUGUAUGUGUGUGUGUGUGUGUGUGUGUGUGUGGGUGUGUUUGUGCGCGUGUGUGUCUAAAAUCAAAGCCCCGCUCACAAUUCUGUAUCCAUCCAUAAUGUUGUGUAUAGCUCUAUUAUUCAAGAAGUGUAACUGUACAUUAUUGUUGUUAUUAUUGUAAUUAUUGGAUUCAUGUUUGAGAAAGGAUGUAUAUAGAUAUAUAUAUAUAUAUUAACAUUUUUAACUGUGACCAGUUGGCUAUUUGUAGUUGCAGAUUGUAUGUGUAUAAGUGUGUGAGAAAAAAUGUGUGAAUGCUCGCGCGUGAGUGGUGUGUGAAAGUAUGUGUGUGAACGCAUGAACGAUGGAUGGCUACUGUACUGUAAGGCCUGUACGCUUUCUGCCAAUGAGCUUUUUGUAUUUGUUUGUAACUUGGAGUAAAAAACAACAACAAUAAAGUUCCCCGCAUACUCAUCAAAACCAGGCAGACUCAACC